GAUCCCGCGUCCCUGGCUACAGCGGGCGUCGGCUGCGUAAUGACGCCACACGCCCACUGCUUCUUAGUUUCAAACGGAAAUUGAGUAAACAUACAAAACAUUGGAUAGGAACAGAAGAUAUCAUUUUGAUCAGCAACUCUGUUUUAUUUAGUAAGCAUGUUUCCUUUUGAAUGGAUGUCAUGUAGUUCAUGAUGUACCGUCUCCCUAUCAUUGGGGUACAGGCUACUACGAUACAAACGAUUUCGAUACUAAUACAGAGGGUAAUUAUUGUAUUAUACAUAAACUCCUCCUCUUAAAACAUAAUUAAUACAUCAGAACUCGUGUAAAUUAGCUACGACUGGUACUGUUAAUUACACUAGUAUUGCAGCAAUUUAAUAUAAUAUCAAAGCCCCGAUUUUACCUUUAUGUAGUUCUCUGUGACUAAUAUUUUUGUGAAAAUAACUAUAAUGUUAUCUUAAUGUCAUAGUCUAAUAAUACUGAUCCGUUUUAAACAUUUUUUAACAAGAAACGUACGGCACAGAAUCUAUAAAGUAAAGUGUUUUUUUUUUCGGUUUGUGUAAUGUAAUUGCAUUUAUUUUAAUGUAAUCAGAAUAAACGGAGACACGUAAUAUCUAUAUUAUAUUUGAACAGAUUUCUGUUUAAAUAGUAGAGUUACAUAGGUUUGACAAUGCGGCGUUGUUGUUCGGGUGUUGGAGGUUACUGGGAGAUACUGGUUUUACCUGGGAUGGUUUUCAUCUCCCUGUCACUGUACGGUGCAUGUUCAACCGAUACGAUUAGCUACACCGGCAAAACGGAACCGUACGGACCAGGCAACGUGGACCGAACCGAGCAGCCGUCUCACACAGUCGAGUCUUCUUCCGACGCAGACUUGGAAGAUGUUUACACCACGAAGCAACCCGAGUCGGGUCCGGAACUUGUGAUCGAGUUUAGGGAUGAGAAUUUGACUUUCAUGGAAAGUACCUCGCCGCCGGACGAUGCUGCCUCCAAGGCAACCCUGGAAGCAGGUCCCGAGACACGGACGUUUUCCCACACUUACGACAUGCCCCUCUGUACCUGUGACAUCACUCCAGGGGUUUGUGACCUCAAUUGCUGCUGUGACAUCACAGACUGUGACCUCACAGAUGGGCCUGAGUCUGUCUUCACUCACUGCACCCCCGGGAGCAAAAGGCUCCCUGAUUGGCAGUGCGUUUCAGACUCCUUGCUGUUCCGCAGUAACGCUCCAAGCUCAGCUGAGAUCCAGACAGACGGACAGACGAGGCAGUUCUGUGUGCGGACAGACAACUCUCGGUCAAAUUAUUUCUGGACACCCCCAGUUGAAGCCAGUGAGUCAGUGAGAAGCCCCCCCUCAUUCACCCCUCGAACCCUGAGCCAGCCCUCCAGCUCAAAACAGUACAAGGUCGGUGAUCUCCUCCUCUCUUUCUUCCCCUCCUCUUCUGCAGUCAGUACUUUCAGUCAGCCGGCACCCAGCGGAGUGAACGGGCUGUGUGUCGACGCCAGUCCUGCAGGAUUUCUGCUGAACACAACGCUGACUUGCGCACGACCUCUGACCCCCACUUCCUGUCUGAAUGACCCCUCCCUUCGGGCGACCACUUACUACUCCUCCUUCAAAAUACUGCGGAUUCCCAGUGCGGAGAGUGCCAACCAGACUGAUAUGCAGAUCCCAGUGCUCCCAGUAUCGAAAUGGGAAGACCCGGUGGUUGAUGGAGAGUUCUGUAGGAAUGUCGUGAUGGAGGUCUCCUCCGUGUUUGUGUACACCCCCGCUGGUGAGAUCUCGAGUGUGUCUGUGGAAUUCUCCCUGAGCAACGUGUCCCUGUCUGGAUCGACACUGCGCCAGACGCACCGCACAGAGUUCAAGGCUGCCCCCUCUCCCUCCCCUCCUCCCCCAUCCCCUCCUCUUCAGUCUGGGCUGGUGUGGGGCUCCCCUGUGAUGGGUCGAUUCAAUGGCAGAGCCCAGCCAAUCUCCAUGCUGAGUGGCUCAGUGAACGGAGUUUGCUCAGGUGAUUCUCGAACCCCGAUCCUGUUCAGAGAGAACCUGCUCACAGGCUGCCAGCUCAGCUCGGUUUUUCAGAACUGUUCUCAGUUUCGCUCUGAGCUCUACAGAAUUCUCAGAGGGGUCACGACCCCUCAGGACAUUGCCAUGGUGAGGAACGCCCGCCCGGGAGAAGACUCUGAUUGGACGAGAGUCAUCCAAGAAGACUGCCCCGCUCCUGACCAGGCUGCAGAGUCCUGUGUUUCGGGGUGCCUCGUCCCCAUCUCUCUGUCUUUCCGGUUCCUCUGGGCUCAGAGGGGGCUCCUGACCCACCCCCAGGGACAAAUCCUGGGGGCAAAAUCCAGCAUGAGGUGCACCUUACUGCAGUGUACUGCCCGUCCUGUUACCCUGACAGCAGAAGUCUCGUUCGUUGACACCACUGUCUACCCAGAAUCCCCCAGGGGUCAGCCCAAACCUGAUUGGAAGCUUCCCUUUGAUUUCUUCUAUCCAAUCAGAGCUGCAGUGAGCCGGGCUGACAGGCAGGGGGCAGCAUGGAGCUGUUUGUGCAUCACCAUUGUAACAUCACUAAACCUGCUGUGGAACUGACACUGUGAUUUUAUGUAUUAGUUAAUAUGAUCAGUCAGUCGUCUCUCACAUCCGUUAAACUUUAACAUAGUGGUAGGGCUUUUCAUGGUGAAACAUGGCUUAUUCAUGAUGUUUAUUAGAGCAGAAAAAAUAGCAUUGUCUCAUUCAAAAUGGAUAAUUUUCUCCAGUUAUUAUACAACAAAUGUUCCUAAAAUACUGAAAUAUCCACAUUCUUUAAAGACGUUCUAUUUUAUCCAUCAGUGAAUUAGCAAACAAAUCAAAAACAUAAAUAAGUAAAAAUAACAACCGUCCUGGACAGAGUGGUCUUUAACAGAAGUAUUUCCAAUCUUCAAUGCAGCAGCUGCUGUUUUUUUCGUUGAAGACAUGGUAAAGAAAUUACACAGCUCUGUGCAGUGUGUUCAAACUAAACCGACUGCCAGCUUCCUAAAUGCAGUGGAACAGGUAGGGAGUCAGUAAGGCAAACCUUCCUGUGAAACUCAAUCAGGUGCCCAUUAUAAUCCUACCCCCCUCUGUGGAAGAACUACCCCAUGGAACAAAUGUGUUUCUACAGCAUCAGAUUUGAAACACACCGCACUCCUCACUAUGUGUAUAUUGUAAAAUAACUUGACCUGUGAAAGCUAAUGAGGGGCUUCAUUUUUAUACAUGGAUUGGUUACUUUUUACAAAACACAAAGACAAGAGUUUUUUUUAUAUAUUUUUAUUUUUACAAAUCAUUUCAACUGUUCCAUUUGCAGUUCUGACCCUCAAAAGACAGACAGACGCUCAGAGAGAACAAUAUUUUAUCACUUAAUUUGUCUUCACACUGUACCAGGAUUAAUACCGCAUGCUGUAAAAAAUAUUUUAAAUAAAGCUUUAUACAUUUAACAGAGCAGAUGGUUUCCAUUUUAUUUUAAUUAAAUUAUGUUUUGAGAAAACCCAGCCAAAGUAGGGGGAAAGGAAUUGUAAAAACUACAGCUCCCAGCAUGCCCCACACUGACAGUAACACUGAGGGGUGAUGGGAGAUGUAGCUCUUUAAAGGGGGAAGGGAAUCCAACAGUCCUAGCCAUUCAAAGAAGUGCUACUAAAUCAAAACAU
Acipenser ruthenus (sterlet) is the source of this 3648-nucleotide messenger RNA. Its product is annotated as tectonic-3-like. The record is from RefSeq and is a predicted model, not a curated record. The coding region runs from base 668 to 2575 and encodes 635 amino acids. Gene Ontology annotation, biological process: smoothened signaling pathway; cilium assembly. The transcript has 14 exons. NCBI's taxonomy places the organism in Eukaryota, Metazoa, Chordata, Actinopteri, Acipenseriformes, Acipenseridae.